AUGGCCCACAGGCGGUCGAGGCGGGGUCAAGGCCGGCCGGGCUCCAUCGGGGUAGUAAUCACUUACAAGCAGCUAUUGGCCCGAGCCACCCAGACUCCAUCACGAUGCCUUCAACUCGCCCUCCAAAUUACUGUUAGUAAAAGAGACAUCAGCUUCCUUGUCCUAGCACUCGCGCGGCAAGGCGGAGAGCUCACAUGGCUUCCGAUAGAUACGAUCCUAGGGCUUUCUCCAACCGCCUCGACAAAUCAAAUUCGUGAUGCCUACAAACGCGCCGCCCUCAAGACGCACCCAGACCGUGUAGCAGCCGAUGCGCCCGACCGCGCGGAGCGCACCCGUAAGUUCCAGCUAGUCAACGACGCCUACUAUACCCUCUCCGACCCUAUUCGGCGCCGGGAAUAUGACGAGCAGCGCAAGAUCUUCGGCGUCGGUGCCGACUCCGUUCCACCAUCGUCAGCGUCCUCAUCCUGGGGCGGCAGUGCAGCCUCAGGGGGGAGCGGUGGAAUGCCAGGCGGCUUCGAUAAUACCUCCGAUCCCUUUGCCGAAGCGGACGCCGGUGCGGGCGGCGCCGGCACCAGCCCCGCCGGCCAAGCGUUCUCCUGGGCAUGGAACUUUUUCACCAAGCGGAACCAGAGCAACAACGACAAUGGCCGCGCGCAGCAGGACCGUGAGCAAACGCAAAACGAGCAGUUCGCCGAUGUCUUCGAGGAGAUGUUGCGCGAGGAAGGCAUGGCGGAGCCUGACGGCACCAACCGACCAACGAACAAGUUCUGGAGCUUGCUAGGCGGAAUCAGCGGUGGCGCGCUGGGCUUCAUCGUCGCGAACGUGCCUGGUCUGUUGGCCGGCGUGGUUGCCGGGAACAGAUUGGGUGCUAUUAGAGACGCAAAGGGGAAGAGUGUCUAUGCUGUAUUUCAGGAACUCCCUCAAGACGACAAGGCGAGGCUACUCACCCAGUUGGCGGCCAAGGUGUUUAGCCAUACAGUGGGAAUCUGA
This is a messenger RNA of Neurospora hispaniola, 990 nucleotides long. RefSeq names its product DnaJ-domain-containing protein. The coding region runs from base 1 to 990 and encodes 329 amino acids. The record is from RefSeq and is a predicted model, not a curated record. The transcript has 4 exons. NCBI's taxonomy places the organism in Eukaryota, Fungi, Ascomycota, Sordariomycetes, Sordariales, Sordariaceae.